AUGAUUAUGCAGAGCUUGCUGUUGUUGUUUGGAUUGGUGGCUCUGGCCACUUCACAUGCUAUACCUGUGACCCGUGAGGUGCAUGAGGUGUAUAAAAAUGGUGAAGAUGAGAACCCCAUCCUGAACCGAGGUUUAGACCAGGACGACCUGUUUGAGGGGGACAUUUUAAUUCCCAAAGGACGAAAUGCCCUGGUUGACAAAACAUACAGAUGGAAAUUUCCAAUCCCCUACAUUCUGGGUGAUGAUUUGGAUCUGAAUGCCAAGGGCUGCGUCCACCAGGCCUUUGAAAUGUAUCGGCUGAAGUCUUGCAUCGACUUCAAGCCUUAUGAAGGAGAGAAGACCUACAUCAAGUUUGAGAAGAGAGGAGGGUGUUUCUCGAGCGUCGGUGACCAGCAGGACGGUCAGAUUCUGUCUUUGGGGAACGGCUGUGACCACAAGGCAGUGAUUGAACACGAGCUACUCCACGCUUUGGGCUUUUACCACGAACAGUCCCGCACAGACAGGGAUGACUAUGUCGACAUCAUGCUGGAUGAGGUUACACCAGGAAUGGAGCAUAACUUCAACAAAUACAACGAUGACUUCAUCACAGACCAAAACACAGCGUACGACUAUGAGUCCGUCAUGCAUUACAGGCCAUUCUCCUUCAAUAAGGAUCCAAGCAGGCCCACCAUCAGAACCAAAAUCCCGGAGUUCUAUAACAUAAUUGGCCAGUACCUCGACUUCAGCAAGAUGGACACCUUCAGGCUCAACCGCAUGUACAACUGCUCUGGUCCUCUCACCCUGCUUGACCAGUGUGCCUUUGAGUAUGCCAGCAUCUGUGGGAUGAUUCAGGCCUCCUCCGAUGAUGCCGACUGGGUUCAUACCGAGAGCAGUGUGGGUUCAGAGGAUCACACACUCCUGGGAAGAUGCAGAGAUGCUGGUUACUUCAUGCACUUCAACACCAGGAAUGGGACGGCUGAGCAGGCAGCUCUGCUGGAAUCCCGAACCCUCUACCCCAAGAGGAACCUUCAGUGUCUGCAGUUCUUCUACAAGAUGACUGGAAGCACCAAGGACAGGCUGGUGAUCUGGGUCAAGAUGGAUGAUGGCACAGGCAAUGUUCGUAAAAUGAAGAAAAUGCAUACCUUUUAUGGGGAUGAUGACCACACAUGGAAGAUCGCCCACGUCCCCAUGGAGGUAGGGGUGAAAUUCCGUUAUUCCUUCCAAGCUGUUCGCGGUGACCCCACUGCAUCCACCGGUGGCAUCUACAUUGAUGACAUCAGCCUGACAGAGACGCGCUGCCCCAAUGCAGUGUGGAGGAUCCAGAACUUCUCCAAGAUUAUGGAAACAACUACCCAAGGAGCUGGUAUCGACAGCCCUAUUUUCUACAGUCCAGAGGGCUAUGCUUAUGGCGUCCGUGUCAUACCUAUCACAGAAUACAGUGACUACACAGGGCGCUACACUGGGCUGUACUUCUUCCUGGCCAGUGGGGACAAUGAUGCCGUGAUGCAGUGGCCAGCGUUAAACCGACAGGCCACCAUGGUGGUGAUGGACCAAGACCCAGACAUUAAACUGAGGAUGUCCACCGCACGCAGCCUCACUACUAAUGAGAUGAAGGAUACCAAUGGACGGUUCCAUUGGGACAAUCCCGCCAAGGUGGGUCAGUGGGACGCUAGCUGUAAUUGCUACAAAGGGCCAACAUGGGGCUGGAGGAACUUUGUGAAGCAUUUUGACCUCAAUCGUCGUAAUUACCUCAAGAAUGAUGACCUCAUCAUUUUUGUCGAUUUUGAGGACAUAUCGUCACUGAUCAAAACGGAGGUUCCCAUUGUGCCACAUGCUUAAGGACACACCGGCUUUUAUAUCAUGUUGAACUGGAGACGCAACAUAUGCAGCUUGGAUGAACAACCUGUGAAAAUGAAGAUAGGGUGGAAGAUUAAUGCUCUGACACAAUAUCAGAAUUAAUGCUUGCAAUAU
Messenger RNA from Scomber japonicus (chub mackerel), 1950 nucleotides. RefSeq names its product meprin A subunit alpha-like. The transcript has 14 exons. Gene Ontology annotation, biological process: proteolysis. Gene Ontology annotation, molecular function: metalloendopeptidase activity; protein binding; zinc ion binding. NCBI's taxonomy places the organism in Eukaryota, Metazoa, Chordata, Actinopteri, Scombriformes, Scombridae. The coding region runs from base 1 to 1818 and encodes 605 amino acids. Gene Ontology annotation, cellular component: membrane. The record is from RefSeq and is a predicted model, not a curated record.